This is a messenger RNA of Rhododendron vialii, 3369 nucleotides long. RefSeq names its product protein argonaute 16-like. The transcript has 23 exons. The record is from RefSeq and is a predicted model, not a curated record. Gene Ontology annotation, cellular component: cytoplasm. The coding region runs from base 308 to 3025 and encodes 905 amino acids. Lineage: Eukaryota; Viridiplantae; Streptophyta; Magnoliopsida; Ericales; Ericaceae. Gene Ontology annotation, molecular function: protein binding; RNA binding. Gene Ontology annotation, biological process: regulatory ncRNA-mediated post-transcriptional gene silencing.
ACAUCUUUCACAAAUCUGCACCAUCAAUUGUCGAGAUGGGCGGCCAAAAUGUGACUGUUCCGCGGACCAAAACCCAAAGUGCAGAGAAGCCGGGUCCAAUGGGAAAAUUAUUGGGUGGCCAAGGAGCACCUCCAUGUAGCGGUCAUACCCUCCGCAAGCACACAUUCAUGUGGGACCCACGUCUAGGUGUAUUUACACGAUUGUGCAGUUAUUUGGGCGUUAGGGAGUCUUGGCCCUUGGGACACCACAUGGCGGCUCCAAGGCCCAUGUCUUCAUGAUUUUGUAUAUCACUGAAUCAAAGUAAAAGAUGGAAAAAGAGGCAGGUGGGUCCCCACUAUCACUGCCUCCACGACCAGCAAUCAAAUCACCAACUGUGAAGCCAGAGAAACUGGACACUCCCAAGCAUUCCAUAAUCAGUAGGCAGGGGUUUGGUGCUGCCGGGCGACCCAUUUCUUUGGUGGUGAACCACUUCAAAGCUUCUAUCAAAUGCCCCAAUAAAUCAUUUUACCAGUACACUGUUUCUAUAACUUGGGGGGACAAUGAAGCUGUUUUGAUAAAGGGACUGAAGAGAAAAGUUGUCGAUAAACUUUACCAAACAUACUUUUCUGAACUUGCUGGGAGAAGAUAUGCAUAUGAUGGAGAACAAAGUUUGUACACAGUGGGCCCUUUACAUGGAAAUAGAUUAGAGUUUGCAGUGGUGCUGGAGGAGUCAUUUGCAAAACGUGACAGCUCUUCUCACAGAGGGAACAAUAGUGAGUAUAGUAAGAGGUCCAAGCAUUCUUUUCAGCCUAAAAUUUUCAAGGUGGAAAUCAGUUAUGCUGCAAAAAUACCCCUGAGGUCCAUUUCUCUUGCGCUCCAAGGAUCCAAGGCAAAACAUGCUCAAGAUCCAUUGAGAGUGCUUGACACUAUAUUGCAGCAGCAAGCAUCUGACAGGGGUUGCCUUUUAGUGAGGCAGUCAUUCUUUCACGAUGACCCAAGGAACUUCACCGACAUUGGAGGAGGUGUAACUCGCUGUCAGGGGUUAUACUCCAGCUUUCGUGCAACUCAUGGUGGUUUGUCUCUAAAUAUGGACGUAUCUGCAACCAUGAUUGUUACACCUGGACCAGUGAUUGACUUCCUGCUGGCGAAGCAGGAUGCUAAGAAACCUUGCAACAUUGACUGGGCAAAGGAAGCUAACGAAAUGCUAAAAACUAUGAGGGUUCGAACAAGGCACACCAACAUGGAAUUUAGGAUCGUAGGCUUGAGUGAAAUGCCUUGCAAUCAGCAAUAUUUUUCUUGGAAAGUAAAGAAUGGUGAUGGGGGAGAUGAUGGAGAGAAGACUGUGGAGAUUUCUGUGUAUGAAUAUUUUGCCAAACAUCAUAAAAUACAACUCACGUACUCCGCAGACAUGCCAUGCCUGAACGUGAGCAGGAAAAGUACCAACUGUCUUCCACUGGAACUUUGCAACCUUGUCUCUUUUCAACGCUAUACAAAGGAACUAUCUCCAACACAGAGAGCAUCUUUACUUGACAAGUCAAGGCAAGAGCCACAGGAAUGCAUACAAGCUUUGACGAAUGCUGUGAGAAAUUGCCGAUUCGACAGUGAUCCUCUCCUAGCUGCUUGUGGCAUUUCAAUUGAAAAACAGCUUACUCAAGUUGAUGGCCGUGUUCUUGAGGCGCCCAGGUUGAAGUUUGGUAAAGGUGAAGAUUGCAUACCCCAAAAUGGGCGAUGGAACUAUUACAACAAGCAACUCUUGAACCCUAUCCCAAUAGAAUGGUGGGCAGUCAUCAACUUCUCUACUUGUUGUGAUACAAGUCAUCUUUCCAGAGAGCUCAUCAAUUGUGCAAGGAACAAGGGUCUUCAUAUCAAAGGUCCACAUACACUAAUUGAGGAAGAUCCACGAUACGGAAGCUCCAGCCCUGUCGUACGAGUAGAAAAGAUGUUUGAAAAGAUUGUUUCUAAAUUUCCUAGCCGUCGUCCUCAAUUUCUUCUUUGCAUCUUGCCAGAGCGAAAAACUUCUGACAUCUACGGACCUUGGAAGAAAAUAUGUCUGUGUGACAAAGGAAUAGCCACUCAAUGUCUUUCCCCUUCCAAGAUCAACAUCAAUGGUCAAUAUCUUACAAAUGUCAUUCUCAAGAUUAAUGCAAAGCUUGGAGGGAUAAACUCAUUGUUGGCCAUAGAGAUAGAGCCUUUCCUUGGUGAGCCCCCGAUAAAUUCUUGGGUGCCCCUAAUAAAAGAUACUCCAACCAUGAUUUUGGGGAUGGACGUCUCUCAUGGGCCUUCCGGAUCGAAUACUCCAUCGAUAGCUUCGGUUGUUGGAUCUCUAUCUUGGCCACUGAUAUCAAGGUAUCGAGCAGCUGUACGAACACAAUCACCGAAAGUGGAAAUGAUUGAAUCUUUGUUUAAACCAUUAGCAAAUGGAGGUGAUGAUGGUAUUAUGAGGGAACUAUUGAUGGAUUUCUAUCUAACUAGCGCAGAACACAAACCAGCUCAGAUAAUCUUAUUCAGGGAUGGAGUGAGCGAAUCACAAUUUAAUCAAGUGUUGACCGGCGAGCUGGAUGAUAUCAUAAAGGCCUACAAGCAUCUCGGUAAAGGUGACAUUCCCAAGUUCACGGUGAUUGUGGCUCAAAAGAGACACCACACAAAGCUAUUUCAAGAACGUGGCUCAAAAAACGUACCUCCUGGUACAAUUGUUGACACAAAAAUUGUGCAUCCGAGGAGCUAUGAUUUUUACAUGUGUGCUCAUGCAGGGAUGAUAGGAACUUCACGGCCUGCACACUAUCAUGUCUUGCUUGAUGAGAUUGGUUUCUCUCCUGAUCAGCUGCAGGAUUUCGUCCACUCGUUGUCAUACAUAUACCAAAGGAGCACUACUGCAAUCUCAAUUGUUGCACCUGUCAAAUAUGCACACCAUGCUGCCAAACAAAUGGGGCAAUUCGUCAACUUUGAGGAUUCCUCCGGAUCGCCUUCAGAACGAAAAGGAAGUCCAGCUGCUCCCAAGCUUCCGAGAUUGCACAAGGAUGUUGCGCGUUCUAUGUUCUUUUGCUGAGCUGGUGACUAAUUCUUUUGCCAGCAUGCAUACUGGUUCAUGGUGUCUCACUGGUGACCAUAAGCAUGUUAUCUGGGACAUAAGAAAUACAUAUCGCAAGCAACUAAAGAUUAUGUUUUGAACCGUGUUCAGUCGAUAGCAUUUAGUACUCAGAGAAGGGAAAAAAAUUCUGAGUUUAUACUGUUAGACAUUUUAUACCUUCGCCCAGGUUUUCGUUUCGCGGUUAAAUGGUCCAUGGAGGGAAACCUAUACCAGAAAUGGAUCCCUUUUAGAUAAUCUGUGUUCAAGAAUUUCUGUUUGGGGGUUUUAUAUUCUAUUUAACGUGUUUUGUUCUUUCAUCUUGA